This is a messenger RNA of Fusarium oxysporum Fo47, 924 nucleotides long. RefSeq names its product short chain dehydrogenase. The transcript has 4 exons. The record is from RefSeq and is a predicted model, not a curated record. Bases 1 to 924 code for a protein of 307 amino acids. NCBI's taxonomy places the organism in Eukaryota, Fungi, Ascomycota, Sordariomycetes, Hypocreales, Nectriaceae. Gene Ontology annotation, molecular function: oxidoreductase activity.
AUGUCUCAGCUAUCGCAACCUGUCGCCCUGGUCGUUGGCGCAUCUCGCGGCAUUGGCCGUCAAGUAGCUAUUGACCUGGCUAAAAAUGGGUUCAAAGUCGUUGUGGCAGCUAAAUCCGUUAGCGAUGCGACAAAGACGUCUCCUUUCCCCCCCGACCCAAAUUCUAAACAGUCAACUAUUACCACUGUAGCUCACGAAAUCCGUGAAGCUGGCGGAGAAGCAACGGCGAUCCAGGUUGAUACGAGAAGUCCCGAAAGCAUCAAGAACAUGAUUGAGUCCACGGUGAAAAUGUACGCAUCACUGGAUGUGUUGAUUUAUAACUCAGGUGCCAUUUGGUGGUCCUCGGUUGAAAAAACGCCCCUAAAGCGCUUCCAGCUCCUUUCCAGUGUGAACAUGGAAGGCCUAUACGCUACCGUCCAGGCUACGUUUCCGUAUUUCGAGCGUAACGGCUGGAAGGGCCGGAUCAUAGUAGUCAGCCCCCCCAUCUACUCUCGCUUCUUCAGAGGAAAGACAGCGUAUGCAAUGGGAAAGGUUGCAAUGUCUGUGCUUACAAAAGGAUUGGCCAUGGACUGGAGAAGAGAAGGUAAGACAGAAAUGGCCAUCACCAGCAUCUGGCCUGCUGUGGGUAUUCAAUCAGCAGCAACGCCUGACCCAGCGCUGCUGUCUGAAUUGAGAACGCCGACAAUCUUCUCGGAUGCCAUCCUAGAGAUGCUAAGGACGCCCCCAGAACAGAUCAGCGGAUGUCUUGAGCUUGACGAAGAUUUCCUCCGUAAGAAAGGAGUAACUGAUUUCUCCAAAUACAGCGUGGUGCCUGGGGCAAAUCCGCGACGGAUGCUCCCAGCUACACUUCCAGUAUUAACAGUGCCGGAAGAGGACGAGGAGGUGUUUCGCGUUGAUAGCACAAAGUCAAGAUCCAAUUUAUAG